AUGGCGACGCAAUUGCAAUGGCUCAUAGCCGGACUAGCCCUAGCAUCCGCAGCCUUCUGGUACGACUUCAAGAGCUGGCAGCGCUUCGGAACAGGCGGCACACCCCCCACCCUCCGCGGCUAUCUCAAAAUCCGACGCUGGGGCCUCUACCUCUCUCUCUUCCAGCGGCAAAACCUGUUCGACGCCUCUCCCAUCCCCAACACCGGCCCCUCCUACCUCUCCCCCAGCACUCUCCCCCCGCGCCCAGGCCCCCGUCCCGCCACCACGCGCUGGACACUGCCGCAGCGCCAACACCGCACGCCCAUCACCCCGGGCGCCUCCGCCCUGCUCGCCUCUCUCAUGCACGACGUCGCCGCCUCCCCCGCCUACGCGCCGUACAUCAGCACCGGCCCCAGCAAAACCGAGGGCGGCACGGGCGCGGCGAUCUACGUCAAGCCAGACGUGGAGGGGAUGAAUCCGGAUGCGGGGAAGAUUUUUUAUGAGGUCGCGCAUGUGCAUCCGAGUGAUAGCUCGCUGCAUGUUUAUCUGGCUCCAAGGGAUGCACGGUUGGUGGUGCAGAGCGGGUGGGGGGUUAGGUUUCCGGUGCCGUGGUUGGCGCCGAGCAGCUGGGUGAUGGUUUGGGCGCCGAGGGAUGAGGGGGAGGUGGGGGUUGUGAGGGGGAUUGUUGGGGCGGGGGUGAGUUUUGCGGUGGGGAGGGGGGUUAGUGAGUGA
Trematosphaeria pertusa is the source of this 711-nucleotide messenger RNA. RefSeq lists its product as uncharacterized. The coding region runs from base 1 to 711 and encodes 236 amino acids. Lineage: Eukaryota; Fungi; Ascomycota; Dothideomycetes; Pleosporales; Trematosphaeriaceae. The record is from RefSeq and is a predicted model, not a curated record. The transcript has 2 exons.